This is a messenger RNA of Malassezia globosa CBS 7966, 651 nucleotides long. RefSeq lists its product as uncharacterized. The record is from RefSeq and is a predicted model, not a curated record. The transcript has 5 exons. Gene Ontology annotation, biological process: tRNA wobble uridine modification. Lineage: Eukaryota; Fungi; Basidiomycota; Malasseziomycetes; Malasseziales; Malasseziaceae. The coding region runs from base 1 to 651 and encodes 216 amino acids.
AUGGCGCUUUUGGUCGUCACUGGUCUUCCAUGCUCUGGCCGCACAACACGCGUGCAGGAGAUCCGAGCGAACUUCGAGUCGCGCCUCGCGUCCUCGCCGACAUUGUCGAGUGUACGUGUUGUGCAAGAUGCCGACGUCCAUGUGGACCGACAUGUGUAUGAGUCGCAGCGCACUGAAGGGCGCGCGCGUGCUGCCUAUCUAAGCGCGGUUCGUCGUGCAUUGAGCACGAGCGCGAUUGUCAUUGCCGAUGGUGGGGCAGGACUGAAUAUCAAGGGAUCUCGGUACGAGCUGUGGUGUGCAGCACGCGAGCUUGGUCUUCGCUGUGCAACGCUGUAUGUGGCAUGCACUCAAGAUCUUUGUCGGGCGUGGAACGCGAAGCGGCGCGCACAUGGCGAGCCUUGCUAUACAGACGCAUGUCUGGACGAGCUCAUGUUCCGAUUCGAAGAGCCCACGCCAGAAGCUCGUUGGCAUCGCCCCUUAUUUACUACGACAUCCGUCGGCUCAGCGGAUCAUCCGGAAUGUUUGCCGACACCUCUUGAUGCUAUUUGGGACGCCAUGACAUUAGCACAAGUCCAACCGCCCAAGGCCGUCACAGCUGUCCUUGGAACUUCUCGAUACCAUCACACAGAGCGUACUGUCGGCGCUCACUGA